Messenger RNA from Ahaetulla prasina, 1734 nucleotides. RefSeq names its product p53-induced death domain-containing protein 1-like. Gene Ontology annotation, molecular function: protein binding. Gene Ontology annotation, biological process: signal transduction. The record is from RefSeq and is a predicted model, not a curated record. The transcript has 3 exons. Bases 1216 to 1629 code for a protein of 137 amino acids. Lineage: Eukaryota; Metazoa; Chordata; Lepidosauria; Squamata; Colubridae.
ACAUGGCUUUUAAAUUAAAAUAAUUUCAGGAUUGUGACUUAAAACAGUAGGGGAUCAUCCCUAAUUUAACACUUUCACUAAAACACAUAAGAGUAUGUGAUAUGUUAUAUUCUUAUAUAAGAAUAAAGUUACCUUGUUUAUACAGUAAAACCGGAUGACCCUUUUCAAGAAUGCAUUGGACAUUCUUCGAAAUUUAUGUUCUCCUUCACUAGCACAAAAUGUAGUAUUCUACAACAGUUACUAACAGAGUUUUCAGAUGUAUUCAGUCAUGGGUAACAAAUCGCUUAAAGGCCGUUAAAAAUUAACAUUCGUUUUGUUGGUAGCUGGUGUCUAGCAACACUCAAGAUAUAUUCAGAUAACAGUCUUGACAUAAAUCAAUUUUCUCUAGUUGCUAGUCAAAGCUCUGACUUUUGCACAGAGACCUAAGAAAUCUUUGACACUGAAGAAAAGCGACUACUGAAUUAAAACCAACUGGCAAGUAAGAAAGAAACUUGGGAUGAUCUUGGAUGAAAAAACUACUUUGUAUUCUUUUACCAUUUUAAUGAUGCGAUGGGGCUCACUGCCUUUAGAAAUAUUUGUUGAGUUGGGUUCUCAGAAUUCCCAAACUAACUUUUAAAGGAUGGAAAUGGCUUCUUUGGAUCCAGGCAGGAUUCAGUCCUGUGUGAUUCCACCAGAAGAUCCAUUAUGCUGAAUUUUAUAGACUGCCUUUAAACAUGUUAUAAGAUUGAGAGCGCUAUAAUAAAACGAUAAGCUACGAUCCCUUCUCUUUUACUGUGUUUUUUUUUUCCAUUGGUAAAGCCAGUCUUUAAAGAAUUGUUCUUUGCAAUGAAAGGGUUAUCGAAAUAAUUAGGAUCAAUUUAUUUAACUUUGAUACCAAACGUAAUUAAGAGGACGUUACUGCUUUUUAAUAUAUGUGUGUGUGUGUGUGUUUCUCAUUGCAGACAGGAAAGCUAAGCUUCUGUAUGGUAUCUUAACUCUCAGGAAACAGGCUUUUUAUUAGCCUAAUCAAUUUGAUUAAAAGGCAGGCACUUUCACACCUUUUAAUAAAAUGGGUUAUAGUCUGGAGAAGUGCUACCAGACUCCUUCUGAUUUACUGAUAAAAAAUAAUGACAUGGGAACGACACAUGGCAAUAAAUUUUAAUAGAAAUCAAAAUUCCUUUAUUUCUAUCCAGCUUUCCUCUUGAAUCAAAGGUAUCCGGUGGAUCCUGAACCAGAAUGACAAAUAAAGCCCAAGAGGAUGCCGUCAUCAAUCUCCAGUCCCUCCGAGAUCUUGGCAAGCAGCUGAGCUUCGAGUGGCCCAUGGUGGCCUAUGAACUGGGAUUCACUCGGGCUGAAAUUGGCCAGAUCCAUGCUGUCACCCCAGAGAAGAAAAGUCAGGCUCAGAAGAUGCUGGAACACUGGUACGAGCGAUCGUGGGACAAACCGAACAAGACAAAACUGCUUCAAGAGGCUCUCGAAAAAUCUGGACGGCAGGAUUUGGCCGAGAAGCUUCGUUGCCUUCACUGGGGCCAUCAGAAGUUGAGCGAUAAGGUGGAGCUGCCCUCGGCGUUCCCCUUCCUCAUCACCGUGUAUAAGACGACGAACAACAAGGAGCGGCUCAAGAAAAUCAACCAGCUUACUCAUAAGUAAAUCCGGAGAUUCCCAAACCUCACAUCAAGAGCCGAGCUGAGCUCAGCGGGACUCUUUAAAACAGGGGUCUCCAACCUUGGUCCCUUUAAGACUUGUGGACUUCAA